UCUUCCAGGACUCUCUGAUCACUCAACAGACGCAGGUCAAGCUGUCUGUGUACGACGUCAAGGACCGCUCCCAAGGCACGAUGUACCUACUGGGAUCAGCCAUGUUCCCAGUUAAGGAGCUUCUGCAGGACAAACACCACAGACUUCACCUAACCCUCAGGUCAGCGGAGAGCGAACGCAUGGGCAACAUCACCAUCAUCGCCUGGCAGAUAGAAGAGAGGACAGAGCAGAGAGCCACCGCGGCCCGGCAGGACACUAUCAAUGGCAGGAUGAUGCUUCAAGUGGAUGACAGCCUGACUGAGUCAGUGAACAUCAGGGCCAAGUCUGCAUCUCUGUGCAAAGACACACUGCUUAAGGCUGUUUUUGGGGGCACCAUGUCUCGUAUGUAUCGAUUCCCCACCACGGAUGGACACCACCUGAGGAUCCUAGAGCAGAUGUCUGACAGCGUCCUCUCUCUACACAUCCCUCGACAGUUUGUCAAACUACUGCUGGAGGAGGACGCUGCCAGGGUGUGUGAGCUGGAGGAGUUGGGGGAGUUAUCUCCAUGUUGGGAGAACCUGAGGAGGGAGAUCAUUUCUCAAUACCAAACCAUCAUCCUCACCUACCAGGAGACCAUCAGCGACCUGCACCAAUAUAAAGGUUAA
This is a messenger RNA of Oncorhynchus masou masou (cherry salmon), 644 nucleotides long. RefSeq names its product inositol polyphosphate-4-phosphatase type I A-like. Bases 81 to 644 code for a protein of 187 amino acids. Gene Ontology annotation, cellular component: cytoplasm. Gene Ontology annotation, molecular function: phosphatidylinositol-3,4-bisphosphate 4-phosphatase activity. The transcript is spliced from 6 exons. Lineage: Eukaryota; Metazoa; Chordata; Actinopteri; Salmoniformes; Salmonidae. The record is from RefSeq and is a predicted model, not a curated record.